AUGAUCGGCACGUCCACGCAACUCUCGGACCAGUGCUCCAAGUUCGCCAUCCCCUCCUUCUGCCACUACGUGUUCCCGCUGUGCGAUGAGGGGUCGCGCGGCCCGCGGCGCCGCCAGCUGUGCCGGGACGAGUGCGAGGCGCUGGAGAACGAGCUGUGCCACACGGAGUACACCAUCGCCCGCUCCAACCCGCUCAUCCUCAUGCAGCUGGAGCUGCCCAGCUGCCACCUACUGCCCCACCCGGGCUCGCCCGACGCUGCCAGCUGCAUGAGGAUCGGGGUGCCCCUGGACAAGCUGGGCACAUGUAAGUGGACAAUAGACAUAGACGCACAGACAUGAACACACAAGACAGGGACACACAAGACAGGGACACACAAGACAGGGACACACAAGACAGGGACACACAAGACAGGGACACACAAGACAUGGACAUGUAGGUGGACACCUGAACACAAACAUGCAGGCAGAAGUGGACAGACGGACAGACGGACAGACAGACGGACACAGGCUGUAGCCUAUAUUUUGUAUUAUGCAUAUUUUUGGAUGACAUUUCAUUACAUCAUAAGGUCAAGGAACUAUGGUUGUUUGUGUUGUGUAUCUAGGGGGCCCUCUUGUGGCAUUUCUGGAGAUUGGUAUUUUGGUACAUUUAUGCAGGGGGAACUACAUUUGAAGAAACGUUCAACUUUCUUCUUGUUAUCUUCCUUAUUUCAUUUCCUGGCAGUUAUAAUUCAAACAUUGUAAAAACAUAGUUGAAGUCACCCAAAACUAACUUUCAAUCUUCGUGAAAGAUUCGCCAACAGAUCACAGCUGCUACAACGGCAGCGGAGCCAACUACAAGGGCACGGUGAGCGUCUCUGAGUCGGGCUACCCCUGCCAGCCAUGGAGUGCCCAGUACCCACACAGCCACCACCUGUCACCCGUGGAGUACCCUGAGCUGCGAGGAGGCCACAACUUCUGCCGUAACCCCGGGGGCCAGAUGGAGGGUCCAUGGUGUUUCACCCUGGACCAGCAGGUCAGAGUGGACCUGUGCGACGUCCGCCCCUGCAGUGAGUACUGAAGCCCAGAGUUAUUUUAUGGCUGGCCGCUGAUUUGCAUGGAAAUUACAUCCUGGGCUACAGCACUACAAAGACUCAUUUACUAAACUUAGUAAGAGCUGAGCAUGUCUUUUUAGCAUUUUGUCACCGAUUUGGCACAUUUCCCCCCCCCCCUUCACAUAAAAGGUGUGAGAUCUGAGAGUCACAGUCUGGUGGAAAAUGUGUAACAAAAGGGAAUGUGUUUGUUUGUGUUGCCAGUGGUACCAUAUGUGCAUAAUGAUACCGUUUAAUUUUACUACAUGCCAUUCCAUUCCUCUUACAAGAGUACACUUGGACUUUUUCUACAUUGGAUUAUAUGUACACACAUUAUAGGCCAGUUUCCCGGACCCAGAUAAAGCCUUUAAUGGACUAAAAUGUAGACUCAAUGGAGAAAAUGUUAUUCAGUCCAGGAAUAGGCUCAAUCUGAAUCGGGAAAACCAGCAUUAAAUCAAUAAAAACACUAAAGUAGAUAACUCAUCAAGGCCCAGUUAAAGGUAGAGUCAGUGAUACACGAAGUAAACCGCAAUAUCGGGUCAAUUACCAAACAACUAAGUGCGAGGGUAAACUUCUCAGCUGUUUUGGUCCCAUAGCUACCACAUAGCAGUGUGAAAUGCACCUGUGCACGUGUGUGAGAGCAAAGUCUUGCAACGUGCUCAUCUAAAUAUGUGCGGUGCUGCUCGCGGCGACGUUAUACUGCUGAGUCUCAGUUUAAGGCUGACUAACAACAUACCCUGUUUGACCUUUGACCUCCAGCACCGCCAGAGAACCUGAAGAAGGAGAUCCUGUACAUCCUGAUCCCCAGCAUCGCCAUCCCGCUGGUCAUCGCCUGCCUUUUCUUCCUUGUCUGCAUGUGCCGCAACAAGCAGAAGGAGCCCACUGACACGCCCCCUCGCCGUCAGCUUACUGCCUCGCCCAGCCAGGACAUGGAGCUGCCACUGCUCAAUCAGCACAAGCACCAGGUGGGCUAGCUACCGUCAUAUGGGCUAAAUACUGUAAUGUAUGCUAGCUAGUGUCAUAUGGGCUAGCUAGUGUCAUAUGGGCUAGCUAGUGUCAUAUGGGCUAAAUACUGUAAUGUAUGCUAACUAGUGUCAUAUGGGCUAGCUAGUGUCAUAUGGGCUAAAUACUGUAAUGUAUGCUAACUAGUGUCAUAUGGGCUAGCUAGUGUCAUAUGGGCUAGCUACCGUCAUAUGGGUUAAAUAUUGUAAUGUAUGCUAGCUAGUGUCAUAUGGGCUAGCUAGUGUCAUAUGGGCUAGCUACCGUCAUAUGGGCUAAAUACUGUAAUGUAUGCUAGCUAGUGUCAUAUGGGCUAGCUAGUGUCAUAUGGGCUAGCUAGUGUCAUAUGGGUUAAAUACUGUAAUGUAUGCUAGCUAGUGUCAUAUGGGCUAGCUAGUGUCAUAUGGGCUAGCUAGUGUCAUAUGGGUUAAAUACUGUAAUGUAUGCUAGCUAGUGUCAUAUGGGCUAGCUAGUGUCAUAUGGGCUAGCUACCGUCAUAUGGGUUAAAUACUGAAAUGUAUGCUAGCUAGUGUCAUAUGGGCUAGCUAGUGUCAUAUGGGCUAGCUAGUGUCAUAUGGGCUAGCUAGUGUCAUAUGGGCUAGCUUGUGUCAUAUGGGCUAGCUUGUGUCAUAUGGGUUAACUACUGUAAUAUGGGCUAACUACAGUCAUAUGGGUUAACUACUGUAAUAUGGGCUAACUACAGUCAUAUGGGGUAACUAGUGUCAUAUGGGCUAACUGCUGUCAUGGGCUAACUGCUGUCAUAUGGGCUAACUGCUGUCAUAUGGGCUAACUGCUGUCAUAUGGGGGUAACUAGUGUAAUAUGGAGGUAACUGCUGUCAUAUGGGGUAACUAGUGUCAUAUGGGGGUUAACUAGUGUCAUAUGGGGGUUAACUAGGGGGUUAACUAGUGUCAUAUGGGGGUUAACUAGUGUAAUAUGGGGUUAACUAGGGGGUUAACUAGUGUCAUAUGGGGUUAACUAGUGUCAUAUGGGGGUUAACUAGUGUCAUAUGGGGUUAACUAGUGUCAUAUGGGGUUAACUAGUGUCAUAUGGGGGUUAACUAGGGGGUUAACUAGUGUCAUAUGGGGUUAACUAGGGGGUUAACUAGUGUCAUAUGGGGGUUAACUAGUGUCAUAUGGGCUAGCUGCUGUCAUACAAUGCCUUGCAAAUGUAUUCAUCUCCCUUGGCGUUUUGUCCUAUUUUGUUGCAUUACAACCUGUCAUUUAAAUUGAUUUUUAUUUGGAUUUCAUGUAAUGGACAUACACAAAAUAGUCCAAAUUGGUGAAGUGAAAUGAAAAAAAUAACUUGUUUCAAAAAUUUAAAAAAAUAAAAUUACGGAAAAGUGGUGCGUGCAUAUGUAUUCACCCCCUUUGCUAUGAAGCCCCUAAAUAAGAUCUGGUGCAACCAAUUACCUUCAGAAGUCACAUAAUUAGUUAAGUAAAGUCCACCUGUGUGCAAUCUAAGUGUCACAUGAUCUGUCACAUGAUCUCAGUAUAUAUACACCUGUUCUGAAAGGCCCCAGAGUCUGCAACACCACUAAGCAAGGGGCAUCACCAAGCAAGCGGCACCAUGAAGACCAAGGAGCUCUCCAAACAGGUCAGGGACAAAGUUGUGGAGAAGUACAGAUCAGGGUUGGGUUAUAAAAAUAUAUAUCCGAAACUUUAAACAUCCCACAGAGCACCAUUACACCACAACAAAGCUGCCAAGAGAGGGCCGCCCACCAAAACUCACAGACCAGGCAAGGAGGGCAUUAAUCAGAGAGGCAACAAAGAGACCAAAGAUAACCCUGAAGGAGCUGCAAAGAUCCACAGCGGAGAUUGGAGUAUCUGUCCAUAGGACCACUUUAAGCUGUACACUCCACAGAGCUGGGCUUUAUGGAAGAGUGGCCAGAAAAAAAAGCCAUUGCUUAAAGAAAAAAAUAAGCAAAUACGUUUGGUGUUCGCCAAAAAGGCAUGUGGGAGACUCCCCAAACAUAUGGAAGAAGGUACUCUGGUCAGAUGAGACAAAAAUUUAGCUUUUUGGCCAUCAAGGAAAAUGCUAUGUCUGGCGCAAACCCAACAACUCUCAUCACCCCGAGAACACCAUCCCUACAGUGAAGCAUGGUGGUGGCAGCAUCACGCUGUGGGUAUGUUUUUCAUCGGCAGGGACUGGGAAACUGGUCAGAAUUGAAGGAAUGAUGGAUGAUGCUAAAUACAGGGAUAUUCUUGAGGGAAACCUGUUUCAGUCUUCCAGAGAUUUGAGACUGACACAGAGGUUCACUAUCCAGCAGGACAAUGACCCUAAGCAUACUGCUAAAGCAACACUUGAGUGGUUUAAGGGGAAACAUUUAAAUGUCUUGGAAUGGCCUAGUCAAAGCCCAGACCUCAAUCCAAUUGAUAAUCUGUGGUAUGACUUAAAGAUUGCUGUACACCAGCGGAACCCAUCCAACUUGAAGGAGCUGGAGCAGUUUUGCCUUGAAGAAUGGGCAAAAAUCCCAGUGGCUAGAUGUGCCAAGCUUAUAGAGACAUACUCCAAGAGACUUGCAGCUGUAAUUGCUGCAAAAAGUGGCUCUACAAAGUAUUGACUUUGGGGAGGUGAAUAGUUAUGCACGCUCAAGUUUUCAGUUUUUUAAUCUUAUUUCUUGUUUGUUUCACAAGGAAAAAUAUUUAGCAUCUUCAAAGUGGUAGGCAUGUGUAAAUCAAAUGAUACAAACCCCCAAAAAAUCUAUUUCAAUUCCAGGUUGUAAGGCAACAAAAUAGGACAAAUGCCAAGGGGGGUGAAUACUUUCGCAAGCCACUGUAUUGGCUAGCUACUGUCAUAUGUGGUAAUGAAACAUCAGCAUGAAUCAUUGUCUGUUUUAUUAACUCUGAUUCUCUCUGUUUUCUCCUUGUGACCCAGGCGAAGCUGCGGGAGAUCAACCUCUCGGCGGUGCGCUUCAUGGAGGAGCUGGGUGAGGACCGCUUCGGCAAGGUCUACAAGGGCCACCUGUACGGCACGGCACCCGGCGAGCAGACCCAGGUGGUGGCCAUCAAGACGGUCAAGGACAAGGAUGAGGGCACCCUCCGCGAGGAGUUCCGCCACGAGGCCAUGCUGCGCUCGCGCCUCCAGCACCCCAACAUCGUUUGCCUGCUGGGCGUGGUGACCAAGGAGCAGCCCAUCAGCAUGAUCUUCAGCUACUCUGGCCUGGGCGACCUGCACGAGUUUCUGGUCAUGCGCUCGCCGCACUCGGACGUGGGCAGCUCAGACGACGACAAGACGGUGAAGUCCACGCUGGAGCAGGCCGACUUCCUGCACGUGGUGACACAGGUGGCCGCCGGCAUGGAGUAUCUUUCCAGCCACCACGUGGUACACAAGGACCUGGCCGCCCGCAACAUCUUAGUCUGCGACAAGCUCAACGUCAAGAUCCUGGACCUGGGCCUCUUCCGGGAGGUCUACUCAGCCGACUAUUACAAGCUGAUGGGCGCCAGCCCCUUCCCCAUCCGCUGGAUGUCCCCGGAGGCCAUCAUGUACGGCAAGUUUUCUACCGACUCGGACAUCUGGUCCUACGGUGUGGUGCUGUGGGAGAUCUUCAGCUACGGUCUGCAGCCCUACUGCGGCUACUCCAACCAGGAUGUCAUCGAGAUGGUGCGGAACCGUCAGGUGCUGGCCUGUCCCGACGACUGCCCCGCCUGGAUCUAUACGCUCAUGCUAGAGUGCUGGAGCGAGUUCCCGGCACGCCGCCCACGCUUUAAGGACGUCCACACGCGCCUGCGCACCUGGGAGAGCCUGUCCAACUACAACAGUUCGGCUCAGACCUCCGGCACCAGCAACACCACCCAGACCAGCUCCCUGAGCACCAGCCCCAUCAGCAACAUCAGCAUGAGUGCAACCAACGCCGCGCGCUAUGCCAGCCCCAAGAAGAACUCGCCCUUCCCCCAGCCCCAGUUCAUGCCCAUGAAGGGCCAGAUGCACCGGCCCAUGCUGCAGCAGCACCCGCAGCAGCUCUACAUCCCGGUCAACGGCUACCAGCCCAUGCCGGCGUACCCAUACCUGCAGAACUUCUACCCCAUGCAGAUGUCAAUGCACCAGAUGGCGCACCAGCAGAUGGCGCACCACCCGCCGCAGAUGGUGGCCAAGGCGGGAUCGCACCACAGUGGCAGCGGCUCCACCUCCACGGGCUACGUCACCACGGCGCCCUCCAACACCUCGGGUACGGAGCGGGCAGCCUUGCUCAGCGAUAGCCCCAAGGCAAACAUGGAGGACAUGGCGGACGGUGCGUCACAGAACGGGCUGGGGCAUGGGGAGGACACGACAGUCCCCGAAACGGAAUUACUGGGUGACAAUGACCUGCCACAGACUGACGACAUGGAGAUUCACUCUGAGGCAUAGGGGGACCGAAAGUCUGGAGGACUGGGGAACAAACUAGAGCUGAAACGCUCUGUGAACUUAGUUUGUUUGAGUUCAAUUGAGCGUCAUGAAUAAGUGAAGGGAACGCAUUGGAAAAACAGUGACUGAAUGUUAUUUAUGGGUUGUUUAGCUGUCACGGGUGCAUCCGAAUGCUAUCAGUGUCUCAGGUUCUUCCCUGCAGGACCCCUUUAGCGAAGUGUCAUGAAACUAACCCUGAACCCUGAAAGCCGCUCGACAGAAAACGUCAAUGAAGAGAACCGUUUUCACCAUUUGGGCUGUGGGUGCGACCGGCAUGGACAGUGUUUUCACUUAGUUGCAAAGCCAUUCAGAAGAAUGUACAUUCUUACUGUUUCUGUGCAACAUGAAGUCUUUUCUUUUCGACAAGGAUUCCUGAAGUUGCCUUGUGUUAAUGUUUCAAACUUUUAAAUUGUAUAGUAGUAGGCCUACUCCAGACACGAUUUUAUACUGUGGUUUUACGUGAGAUAGGAGUGUGUCAAUUUGGCAGAAUGUAUGAUGAAUGGACAGAAAAUUAAUUGGAGCUUACAGGGCAAUUCCACCACUUUUCAAC
This is a messenger RNA of Coregonus sp. 'balchen', 6997 nucleotides long. Lineage: Eukaryota; Metazoa; Chordata; Actinopteri; Salmoniformes; Salmonidae. The record is from the annotation of a GenBank genome assembly.